Mercenaria mercenaria is the source of this 2740-nucleotide messenger RNA. RefSeq lists its product as uncharacterized. The transcript is spliced from 2 exons. The record is from RefSeq and is a predicted model, not a curated record. NCBI's taxonomy places the organism in Eukaryota, Metazoa, Mollusca, Bivalvia, Venerida, Veneridae. Bases 245 to 2410 code for a protein of 721 amino acids. Gene Ontology annotation, molecular function: protein binding.
GUUAAUGAUGCAUUUCUAUUUAUGGGAAUUUAAUGUUCAAAUAUCUAUUAAACGCUGUAGGUGUGUUAAAAUUGUGAAUAUUUCGAAGUGAAAAUUUUGUUCUAUUUGGAUAUAAGCUACGGACGAAAUUGGAUAUAAAAAAUAUUUGUUCAAACUUCGAAUAUUUUGUCAGUAUAUUUUAAUUUACACCCAUGUUAAUAAUGUUUCCCUGCAUGAUUUCAACUGACUGUAUGCGAGUGUGGUUAUGAUAAGGUUAGAUAAUGUUCUUCCACGUCAGGUAGUAAUCUUAUCCCGCCGCAGCAGAAUGUUUCAACAACCUGGUUAUAUUGAGAAUGUGUCACUGGGACUGUCAGAGGUGCUUGCUGAUAUAGGAGUGAAUGAGAGAAUUGUUAAGAAAAGAAGAAGAACAUGGCUGCUAGCAGAAUCUAUGGAUAAAAAAUCAGCAAAACUAUAUGAUGUGAAUGGUUCGUCAUACUACCUUGGCAGUCAGUGUGAGGGAACAACUACACUGGGACUCGAGUCAGACACUGAUCAACUUGUCUGUCCUAACAUUUUUAAUGUGAUACAAGACUGGGCUGACUGGGAACCUGAUAAAAACAAUUACCUGAUGACCCAAGAUGAGUCUGUAUCAUCUGGUUAUUGUCGACUACAACGCCUGAGAAAUGAUGCUCCUCUUCCAUACAGCAAUGUACCUAAUGAACACCAUUUCAGAGACACAAUGGGAAGAAUAUUGCUAAAGAACACUGUAAUGUCAGCAAUAGCUGAUGUUUUUGAGAGAGGAGUAAAACAUGGUCCAGCAUAUGCCGAACAAGAACAACAUGGUGUUAGGGAUACUGACACUGUUCCUGCUUUAUCUUGUAAAUCAUGGCCUCUACAAGCUAGACAAUGGGUUGAACAGCAAGGUGUAGGUCUGUGGCCACCAGAUCACAUGAAGAGAUAUUGUAGCAGUACUGGAUGUUUUGUUGUUGGUGUUGGAAGCAAAGGCAGAGAAAAUGAAGAGCUUGAAUGGAGAAUAUCAACAUCUAUAGCUGAAAGGUGUUUAAUGUUCAAUCUAAAUAUCACCCAGAUUCGAUGUUACGUACUGACGAAGAUGAUGUUAAAAACAUUCAUCAAGCCACACUUUGACGACACUAUUUCAAGUUUCAUGUGUAAAACUGUUCUAUUCCAUUGUAUUGCAAAUACAGGUUUCAACAUUUGGAGAAAAAAUAAGUUACUUGUUUGUCUAUCAUUGUGUUUAUUUGUCCUGUACAAUGGUAUUUUAAAUGAAUAUUGUCCACAUUUUAUCAUACCUGGAAACAAUUUGAUGAGAAGACAUAUUCCUCAUGAAUCUAAACCUUACAUUCUUGAAAUACUGAGGUAUAUUAUAAACAGCAAAGGGAGAGCACUAUUGGAGACUGAUUGUGAUGAUCUUGGUGCAAGGCUUCAGCUGAAGUUGAGUAACUUGCUCUUUGGGUAUGAUUUAAAAAGAAGUGGCAUGAUUUCAGGACACUUAUUACUAUCAACUGCACAAUUCAUUGAUCUGAGAAUACAGGACUGUCUAACUGAAAUUACAUACGGUAGUUACAAAGAAACUGUACAGACAUUGCUGAAGGAUAUUUUCAAACUAGCCAUUAUUUAUGAUCAGUGCCAGGGACUGGAUAAAACAGCUUGCAGUCUUCUGGCUCCACAGUUCUGUACCACCCUUGGAUCUGUCCUGGGGUCCUGCAGUAUUCAACAGUACCAUGCUAUAUCAGCAGAAGCUCUCACCUGGAUCUCACUGGGUCUGAACACAGAUGUUGCAUCUAGUAAACUGAAGCUAGCCUCCAUGUUUUACUGUAUAGGGGAUACUCAAAGAGCAGAAAUUGUUCUCAGAGAUAUUGAAGGAAGCUAUGAUCUAAAUAUUGUAGAGCCUAUUUGUAAGUGUCAUAAUUUCAUCAAACAAGCCAGAAGAAAUGGAUUCUUCCCAAUAUGUGACAAUCAUAAUGAAGAAGCUAUACAGUACACUACAGCAUUCUGUGUCAGAUUUGUGCCAUGUGAAAUUAACUGUGUUCCACAUGAACUAAGACAUGAAAUGUUUAGAUCUACACAAGAGGACCUAGCUUUCAGAGGUAGACAUGACCAAUGGAUGGACUGGGCUAUGGUAGAUUCUCUCCCUUACCUCUACUUCCUACAAUACAAGACCUACAGCACUAUUCAGAGACAAGAAGAAAAGCAAAGAGCCCUUUCCAACCUUAUCAGAACCAUUGACCAGGAACCAAACCUUGGACACAGGGAAACAUCAUUGAAUCUACUGGGACAGUGUAUGGAACAAGAGGACCGAGCUAGAGAUGCUUUACAUUGUUAUUUGUUGUCCUUAAAUCUAAGGGAGAGAAACAAUGCUGCCAAGUUCCAUAUCUGUAGACUGCUGUCUACUCUGGCAAAUGACCAUUAGUUUAAUAUGAACAAUUAAGUUAUUUGACCAGUAAGUGAGAAUAUCAGUUCAUACAAUAUUUGAGCCAUGCCAUGAGGAAACCAACAUAGUGCAUUUGCGACCAGCGUGGAUCCAGACCAUGCUAUUCGCUUUCAAAGCCUAUUGGAAUUAGAGAAACUGUUAGCGAACAGCAUGGAUCCUGACCAGACUGCCCAGAUGCGCAAGCUGAUCUGGAUUCAUGCUGAUUGCAAACACACUAUGUUGAUUUUCUCAUGGCGCGACACAUUUAAGUAUACUGGUACAAGUGAUAUAUCCUACAGUUUUAAUGAAAUGACUGUGGCUCACUGUGUG